AUGUCCAAUUCUCAGAGCAUAUCCGAUGAGCAGUUGGCAUUGAUUCAUGCCAAUAAACAAAAUGCUUUAAAGCGACUAAGAAGUCAACAAAACAAUCAGUUGAAUGGAUCGAUUCCUGUAUCUACUCACACCAGGUCUGGUGAGCUUGCACCAUCCAGCGCAUUGCCAGCUCACACUAGAAAAAAGAAGGCUCUUGACCUGACAUAUUGCGAGUUCAAUUUGGGCACUCUGAAGGAUACUAAAGGAGGGUUUUUACCCGAACCUCCAGUACCAUCAGCAGACAAUGAGUUGAUGGGAGGUUCAAGCAAAAGCAAUACACUGAACGAGACACCAACAAGCAUAUAUGAUCACCAGAUUCAUCCAGAUCCAAAAGAGAACCCACAGUGCAGCAAAUGUAAAUCAAUUGAUAUAGAUUACAACUAUGAAAAGCAUUUCAAAGAGCUUGUGUGCCGCAAAUGCCGUGAUGCCUAUCCAGAUGAAUAUAGCCUGCUUACCAAAACAGAAUGUCGAGAGGACUAUUUACUUACAGAAAGUGAACUGCGAGAUUCGGAAAAGUUACCGAAUUGGAUCAAAGCAAAUCCGCAUAAAUCGACCUAUAGUAACAUGUUGUUGUAUCUACGAAAGCAAGUUGAAGCAUUUGCAUGGAGCAAAUGGGGAUCACCCGAAGCAUUGGAUGCAGAGUUUGUACGCAGGGAUGCAGCAAAGCAAGUGCAAAAAGAUAAAAAGUUUAAAAAGAAGCUAGCAGGCAAGUGA
Molecule: messenger RNA, 753 nt
Organism: Batrachochytrium dendrobatidis JAM81
Lineage: Eukaryota; Fungi; Chytridiomycota; Chytridiomycetes; Rhizophydiales
Product: DNA repair protein RAD14
Exons: 4
Coding region: 1-753 (250 amino acids)
Biological process (GO): nucleotide-excision repair, DNA damage recognition; nucleotide-excision repair involved in interstrand cross-link repair; UV-damage excision repair
Cellular component (GO): nucleotide-excision repair factor 1 complex
Molecular function (GO): damaged DNA binding
Source: RefSeq, a predicted model, not a curated record